GAGAAGCGAGAAGGGGAGCGCCGCCCUCUGUGCAGCUGCUCGGACCCGUGCUAUUGGCUGCUGCUCGCUGCGCACAUCUCCGGGAGAUCUGGUGAGCUAAGGGUCUCCCGGAAGUCUUCGUGCUGAAAGGGUCCUGGCCGGGCGGUUUUCCUACCAGGGAAAAAGAAAUGGAAACCUUGACCGAUGCUACUUUCCUUGCAACUAAAAUUAAAAACACACUCUGCCAGUACCACAGAAUUGAAGAUGAUAAAUGGAGAGUUGCCAAGAAAACGAAAGAUGUAACAGUUUGGCGAAAACCAUCAGAUGAAUUCAGUGGAUACCUCUACAAAGCUCAAGGUGUUAUGGAGCAUGUUACUAACGACGUUAUAGAUCACAUACGUCCAGGGCCUUGUCGCCUAGAUUGGGACAGCUUAAUGACUUCCAUGGAUAUCGUUGAGCAGUUUGAAGAGAAUUGCUGUGUGAUGCGUUACACAACCGCUGGGCAGCUGUGGAACCUCAUUGCACCAAGAGAGUUUGUUGAUUUCUCCUAUACAACACAAUAUGAAGAUGGACUUUUGUCAUGUGGCAUAAGUGUCCACUAUGAAGAAGUGAGACCAGAUUUUGUCCGUGGAUAUAAUCAUCCCUGUGGUUGGUUUUGUGUCCCACUUAAAGAUAGUUUUGAUCGAAGUCUUUUGACUGGCUACAUUCAGACAGAUCUUCGAGGGAUGCUUCCUCAGUCUGCAGUAGAUACAGCCAUGGCUAGCACCCUGGUAAACUUUUUUGGUGACCUCAGAAAAGCCCUGAAGGCCUAAUUGGGUGUGGACCAAAAUACCAGGAACUCAUCAUCAUCCAUUCCUCUUUCCUGUAUUAUGUUGUAAAAAUCUCAGGCUAGGUUAGAACUUUGUUGUCUGGAGUAUGAUGCUUUCUUUUAUUCCUAAUGCCUAUAGAAGGCAUUUCGAUACGGCUGUAGCAGAGUUGAAACUACCGUAUUGCUUAAAAACACAGAAAACUGGAUUUCACCUUAAGAGCUGACUAGUGUCUCAGUGUGAAUAUAUACUUGUUGGCUUCUUAGGAAUUAUCAGAAGCACAAACUUCAUGUUAGGAUCUUUCUAAAAACUAGUUUGUUUUUUUUAAUAUA
Messenger RNA from Trichosurus vulpecula (common brushtail), 1117 nucleotides. RefSeq names its product StAR related lipid transfer domain containing 4 (gene STARD4). Gene Ontology annotation, biological process: cholesterol import; intracellular cholesterol transport; cholesterol transport involved in cholesterol storage. Gene Ontology annotation, cellular component: cytosol; endoplasmic reticulum. Gene Ontology annotation, molecular function: cholesterol transfer activity; cholesterol binding. Bases 168 to 791 code for a protein of 207 amino acids. Lineage: Eukaryota; Metazoa; Chordata; Mammalia; Diprotodontia; Phalangeridae. The transcript is spliced from 6 exons. The record is from RefSeq and is a predicted model, not a curated record.